Messenger RNA from Dermochelys coriacea (leatherback sea turtle), 907 nucleotides. RefSeq lists its product as uncharacterized. The transcript has 5 exons. Bases 287 to 907 code for a protein of 206 amino acids. The record is from RefSeq and is a predicted model, not a curated record. NCBI's taxonomy places the organism in Eukaryota, Metazoa, Chordata, Testudines, Dermochelyidae.
GCCAGACUUCUUUUGUACCAAGAAGUAGUGGGAGUAGAAACUGUGUCCUCUGUGCUGUGGAGGGACCAGUUCUAUGGCUCCCAGUUGUAGAAGAGGUCUCACCUCCCCUUCCAGGAUGGGCUAGUGAGAGGGGUCCCUGAAGAGAGAGGGGGUUGGCGGGGUGGUACAGCUAGGAAGGGGAUGGAGUAACCUUCCUUUACUAUUUCCAGGACCCAUCUGUCCGAGGUAAUGAGCAUCCAAGAUGAGAAAAAUGGAGCAAGGCGUUUGCCAAACUGUCGGCGUGUAGAUGGCGUUACGGAUGGUCGGGGCAACUGGAGCAGGCAGAAGGUUCUCUGGACCUCAACCAAACCUUCAAAUUUGCUGCUUAUUAGAGGGUGUUUGGGACGGUGCCCCUCAUGCAGGCGAUUGUCUGCGCCUCUUGGGAGUGCUGGUAUUUGAACAGGCUGUGGUUCUGGAGGUUGAGAGAUUGUCAAAGAGGGGAUGGAUGGAGGCCGGUGUGUUUGCAGCAGUGGGGAAUAACCAAAUUGUGCCCUAUACAUGGCCCUAUGGAGGAAGAAAGAGAAAAGGGAAACUAACGACUAUGAGAGGAAAACAGGCGGGUGCUGCAGCCCCGGCAUCGAUGGAUGGAGACUCAGGUGCGGGGCCCCCACCCAGAAAGGUCGGCUGCCCCACAUCAGCGAGGGGUGACUCAGAGCCCGGCCACGUGGCACUGGCUAUCACCUCAAUGGGCUUGGUGGUCUUCAGCGAGGUGUCGUCUGUGGCUGGGCAGACGGAAGAGUCCAGGGGCUCCCCAGAAAUGAGAGCAGGAGUGGCGGUCAUGGAAGGGAAGAUGACGACCUUGCCAUACAUUUUGGAGGCCGCCACUAUGGACAUGGGCCCCAUCACCCUCGCCAGUGCCCACAUAUAG